This is a messenger RNA of Symbiodinium sp. CCMP2456, 2127 nucleotides long. The record is from the annotation of a GenBank genome assembly. Lineage: Eukaryota; Dinophyceae; Suessiales; Symbiodiniaceae.
AUGGCAGAGCGGUCAGUGGGGCUCUCCAUGUUUGCAAGGGCCCCGUUAAUCGACUGGGUGCAGUGGGAACAGCAGUUUGGUGUCUUGAUUGAGACCAAGUCUGCAAGCCAGACCAGGCCGUUUGAGGAACGGCAAUGGGUUCUCCGCCAGGUGAACAAGUUUGGCCGUGAUGAAAAAGAAGCUGGCAACAUGUGGAAGAUGAAAUUGGCGGGGCCCUGGAAAAGGGACUAUGACGGCUACAAAGGCCAAAUCAGACUCUGGUUGCCGGCGGUGGAGUACGAGGAGAAGAGCCAGUCCCAAUUCAUGAAGGGGAUGUCCAAAGAGCAAUCGAAAGGAAAGAAAGCUCCGAAGGAGUUUGAGUUGGAAGCCUUCCGAGCUCACAGCUUGGAGGCUGGGUUCGAUCAUGGCCACAGCUUCUUCGGCGGCGCCCGGGUCAGCACUGACGAGGACGAGCAGGAGAACACGGAGCCCGUCUCCAACUCGGCUCCUUCCACCAACGUGCCCCAGAUAAGCCCUACGAAGCGUAAGGCCGAGGCAGCAACCUUGGAUGCGUCCGAGGAUGAGACUGAGAAUGCAGCUGAGAAGACCAGCAAGAAGCCUCGCAAGGCGGCCAACGUAUCUACGGCUCGGGCCGCUUUCUUCCAGCAAGUGUCAAGGGCUUUCCAGAUGAAGAUUGCAAGUGUGCAGACCAGGAUCACUGAGGCCACCAAAGCCUUGAAGGAUGAGAAGGACGGCUUGCAGCCGACAACCCCAACAGACACAACUACCCGGCAGCUCUACAAGGAUGCGUUGCUCGCCGCGAAGGAAGUUGUGGAUGCUUGGCUUGACAAGGACGUCCUGACCGCCGCGGUGCAGGCUCACAACGAGUCUGAGUUGGUGAAGGACAAGCCUGAGCUCGCUGUGGAUACCACAGCUCCCGAGUCCUUGAGUUCACAGUCCAAGGCAUGGGCGUGGUUGUUGGCCAAAUCUGUGUCUGCUGUGCAGUUGCAGCACAGUGACUUUCUCCGCAGCAAGAGUUUCAUGCAAGAGUUCGUGGAUGCCAUCCCCCAAUGCAGCCUGGACGAGAACGCCUUGGACAAGAAGAGAGUUGUGUGGCGCCGGAUGUUCAGUUGCCUUGAAAGGCUUGAGUCAUCCCUCAAGAAGUGCUCCACGGACUUGGGGAAACAUUGCAAAGCCCUCGCCGCCGCCAGCGAGCGGGAGACCAAACGUCAGAAGGACAGGGAGGCGAAGGAGGCCGCAGCCCAGCAUCUUUCCACUCAGCAGGCCAAGAUCGUCAAAGCCAAGGCAGACGGGACGGACCUCCCGUCCAUUUUCAAGCUUCAGAAGGAGAAAGUUGAGGAGAUCAAGAUCAUCAAAGCGAAUUGCAUGCCCUCCGACAUUGACCUAUCGAAGCCCGCGGUCAUCGAGGAGUCCAGCCAUGUGGCGGCGUGGAACAAUCAUGCUGUUUGCUUGCAGGUGAUGACCAAUUUCGGUUCCAGGUACAAAAAAGUUCCGUUGGCCGAGGAGCAAGGGAAGGUCAACCAACCUUUCCAAGCCAAGGCCGGGAAGGAGGCGACGGAGGUGAUGUUCGCCGAGCUUGUGAAGCCGAUCAACAAAUCGAUCAUAGACUUGAGCGAGGUCGCCCAGUCUUGGAACAACACAUCGUGGAUGUUCGGCCUGUUGCCGAAGCGGGUUUUCCUUGGCUGCAUGCCAAACCAGGCAGCGUGCUUGCGCAUCAUGGUGUAUGGGGAGCUGGAGACCUACAUGUUCGGGAUCAGCAGCUUCCUCGCCGCGCUCAAGACAAUGGGGCUUGCUGUGCCAUCAACAGCGGCCGAGUUGGAGAAGGCUCUCGAGGAGCUUACGACAGAGCAGUGGGACUCCAUGUCUAAGCACGUGAAGCCCAUGUACCAUGUGCUGAAGAAGGAUCAGGUGCUGUAUGUGCCGACAGGGUUCGUGGUGGCAGAGCGGAGCGCAGCCACAACCAUGAAUUACGGGGCCCGGAAGAGCUUUUUCUUUUCCGAAGCAUCCGCCGUCGUUGAUUACACGAUGUGCUGUGAGAUGAAUCAGAAGGAGGGGAAGAACACUGAGAAAUCACAAGAGGUGCUUUCCCGAUUGAAGGCGGCAGUUGCGGACUUGAAGAAGUCCUGA